UUUUUUUAUUAUUUUCAAUGACUUCUCCUUUGUGUCUGACAUGCUCGUAUUUUUGUCAUUAAUAUUAACGCAAUAAGAAGAAAUUUUUGAAAUCUUAUGAAGAAAUAUCAGUCUAUAAAUAUAAAUAAAUAUAUUUUGAUGUAAUAAUUAAAAUUUACAGUGAAAAUUAAAACGUUUGCAUGGAACUAAAAAUUUAUCAGCAAGUAUUGAAGCAAUUUCUGGUAAAUCCGCCAUAGUUUUCAUAUAUAAUAUAUAUUUUUCGAGAUUACGACGUACGAAUGUGAACAUCCGGUAUGCAAUAAAUUUUUAACAAACACCAUCAUCACAACGACCUUUUGAUCAUCAGUUUGACGUCAAAUGUAAAAUAUAUAUGUAUACAAAAUAUUUGUGAGUGAGUUUAAAUUUGAUUUGAAUGAUAAUAAGAUAGAAUCACAUGGAAUAAAUUCAAGAAUCUCCAUUGUGGUACAGAGUUUUUUCUAGAACGUUACUUGUGUCGAUAAUAAAACUGACAGUUUAUCUUCUCGGUAUAUAUUUUAAAAGUUAUUUGGGAGUGGCAGUAUUUACAAUAUAUAUAUAUAUAUGUAUACAUCUGCGUAAAAUUAUUGAAUGGCAUUUAAAGUAAUUAAUAAAUCGAUAAAUAAAAUUUAAUUAUUUAUAUUCGUAAACAAGAUAAGAGAUUAAUCAAGAGGACAGUAUCAAAUCCAGACGAGUGACAAACAACCUGCUGACAACUGUCUGGUAUAUUAUUGUGAUGCGGAUUUAUUUACUGACAAGAGUCUAGAGUAAUUAACUCGAGACGGAGAGGAUGCCGGUUAAAGUUGAUGUCGUUCCGCCACCACCAGCAAAUUCAAAACAACCAGGAGUUACUAAGUCUCUUCUUUACAAUGGCUCCAGGUUCCAAGGCUCACAGAAGUCCAAAGGCAACAGUUAUGAUGUUGAAGUAGUUUUGCAGCAUGUUGAUGAAGAAAACAGCUACUUGUGUGGAUACCUGAAAAUAAAAGGUCUGACGGAAGAAUUUCCUACACUUACAACAUUUUUCGAUGGAGAAAUAAUCUCGAAAAAGUAUCCCUUUCUCACGAGAAAGUGGGAUGCUGAUGAAGAUGUUGAUAAAAAACAUUGGAGUAAAUUUGAAUCUUUUUGUCAAUAUGCAAAAACUUUUAACUCUGACACAUUUGACUAUGAAGCACUCAAAGGAACAGACUUUGUUUUUAUGAGAUGGAAGGAACACUUUUUAGUUCCAGAUCACACAAUUAAGGACAUUAACGGAGCAUCAUUUGCUGGAUUUUAUUAUAUUUGUUUUGAAAAGUCUGCAGCCUCUAUUGAGGGUUAUUAUUAUCAUCGAAGUUCUGAAUGGUAUCAGUCUUUAAAUUUAAGACACGUCCCAGAACAUAGUAUACAGAUAUACGAAUUCAGGUGAAAUUGAUGCAUGAAACUGCAACAACAUCUUUUUAUGUUUUCUGUCUUAUUUUUUUUAAGCAAACAGAUCUCAUAUUAAAAUUCGAAAAACUUUAGCAUUAAGAUUUAAUUGACAAAAUUCAUUUGGUUCAAGACCUUGUUACGAGUUGAUUAUAAAUGAUAAUUUCAAAAAUUUAUAAUUUAAAAUAAAUAUUUAUAUUGAGAAUUUUUUAUAUUGGAGAACAGAAAAAAAUCGUGAUAUCGAUGAGGAAUUUUGUGCCUCGACGCGUACUACGCCACUGUAAUUAUAAACUGUAAGAGAUUUUAUUAUUUUAAUAAAUUGAGUAAUGUUUUUUCAUAUA
Microplitis demolitor is the source of this 1757-nucleotide messenger RNA. RefSeq names its product glucose-induced degradation protein 4 homolog. Bases 806 to 1417 code for a protein of 203 amino acids. Gene Ontology annotation, biological process: protein targeting to vacuole; negative regulation of gluconeogenesis; protein catabolic process in the vacuole. Gene Ontology annotation, cellular component: extrinsic component of membrane; GID complex. The transcript is spliced from 4 exons. The record is from RefSeq and is a predicted model, not a curated record. Lineage: Eukaryota; Metazoa; Arthropoda; Insecta; Hymenoptera; Braconidae.